Molecule: messenger RNA, 865 nt
Organism: Pseudogymnoascus destructans
Lineage: Eukaryota; Fungi; Ascomycota; Leotiomycetes; Thelebolales; Thelebolaceae
Exons: 2
Coding region: 224-865 (213 amino acids)
Source: RefSeq, a predicted model, not a curated record
UGUUUGCUCUGUUUGCUCUGUUUGCUCUGUUUGCUCUGUUUGCUCUGUUUGCUCUGUUUGCUCUGUUUGCCCUCUUUGCCCUCUUUGCCCUCUUUGCCCUCUUUGCUCUCUUUGCUCCACAUACAAUGACGAGGAAAUAUUUCCAUCCUCAGCAUUUCCACCACCGAUCUGAUAGACUCAGCACAACUAUACUACCACGGAUUACUCGACACCCUCAUACACCAUGGCACCCAAACGAGACAGAGAAGAUGACCCCCAAGUCCCACACGUCAAAAAGACCCGUGCCGGCUUCAAAGUCGGCCCUGACAACCUCCCCGACGGCACAUGGCGGCGUAAAGUCAUCAAAAUAAAAAAAGACCUCAUCCACAACGCCAAAGUCAAAAAAUCCUACGCAAAAAUCAAGGCCCGCACCUCCCCGCCACCCACCCCCGCAGCCCCAGACGCAUCUACAAUCGUCAUCCAAGCCCCCUCUGAACCCGUCGCCCCUACCCCCGUGGAACCAAAGCAAGAGCGCGAAGGCGAAGGCGACCGCGAACUCCACCCCUCCCGGCAAGCCAUGCUCGACGCCCCCGACGCCCCCCCCGCGGCCUCCGUACCGCGGUUCUCGGGUCCGAAAACCGCGCGCGCGAAGAAGCCGGGGUAUUUUGAUAAGGCGAAGGCGGAGGCGGAUGUUAAGAGGAAGGAGGCGGAGGAGCGGAGGGCGGAGUUUGAGAGGAGGGAUAAAGAGAGGAAAGGUAAGGUGGAGGAGAGGGAGAGGCAUAGGAGGGCGAUGGCGAAGGCGAGGACGGGGGGGAGGAACGGGCAGAGGAAGUUGGGGAGGGAGAGUGUGGUGCUUUUGGAUAAGGUUCGGAGGAUGGUUGGGUGA